ACCGUUACUUCAAAAAUUAAGCCAAAAAAAAAAAAGGAAAUAAAAGAAAGCUCAACACAUUCUGAUUCUGAUUCUUCUCUCUUGUGAUCUUAUCGAGAUCUCUCUCGUCUUUUCUAGAUUCCAUCACCAUUCUCUUUUCUUGGGCGAUAGCUUCUCGAGUCGCAGUCCCAAUGGACACUUGCGUGAAGAAGAAGGCGAUGAGCAGCGGAGGCGAACCGGAGGCGGCGCGGUGCGGCACGUGCGUGGUGGGGACGCCGGUCGAGCCGCGGGCGCAUCCCGCCAACCAGCACGCCGCCACGUGGGUCGCCGGCGAGGCUCGCCCCGCGGGCUCUCACUCCGGCUACUUGAAUGCCACCCCGAGCGGCUCGGCCUCCGGCUUCGUCAACCUCAACCAAAGCGGCGGCGAGAAUCCGUACGUCCACGUCGCUCCGGCGAAUGGCUCCGCGCCGUCUGGCAGGAGGCCGAUGAACAAGCUAUGCGACGCGUUGAACCGGUGUGGGAAGAGGUUCGAAGAUGCCACGCGAAAAGCAGAGUCGCUCGCGGAUAAUGUCUGGCAUCACCUUAGAACUAGCCCCAGCAUCACAGACGCAGCAAUGGCUCGACUUGCUCAGGGGACAAAAGUGCUCACUGAGGGGGGACAUGAAAAGGUAUUUCACCACACGUUUGAGAUACUGCCAGGAGAGAAGCUCCUGAAGGCAUAUGCUUGCUAUCUAUCCACUUCCACCGGGCCUGUCAUUGGGACACUGUAUUUGUCAAACAAGAGACUGGCCUUCUGUAGUGAUAACCCUCUUUGCCAGUACUCUCCCUCAGGGCAGCAACAGUGGAUGUAUUACAAGGUGGUUCUGUUGCUGGAUCAGUUGAGCACUGUUAGUCCUUCUUCAAACAGGUUGAAUCCUUCCGAAAAGUACAUCCAGGUCGUUACGCGGGAUGGUUAUGAAUUCUGGUUCAUGGGUUUUAUAUCGUACGAUAAGGCUCUGAGGAACAUAAAUGAGGCUUUACAGCACUAUCGUGACGAUAACAUGGGUGGAAGGAUCCAAGUACAAUAACUCGCCAGAUUGGGGAGGAGAUAUCCGACUGCUAUGGAUACCCAAUGUCUAAUGUUUUACUUUCCAAUGCAAAAUAACAUACGAUAAAGCUUUCAUCGUCCCAAAAAGGAUCCCUAAAGCUUUCUUGAAUCCUGCUCUUGUUAGACACGCCUGAAUGACUAUGGCCAGUCAUUUCCGGUACCCAUAAAUGCCGAUGGGCUGAGAAAUGUCGGGAGUGACCAAUGCAUGCAUUGGAAGCUUCUUGUUUUAGUGUUAUUUUGGCAUUGAUUUGUAGAUAGUCAUAUGUUGUAUCGCUGGCUGCUGUAUGCAAUCUCUCUUGCCUUGUAGAAAUGGGACUUCAACAGUAACAUUUCCUUUUAACACGGUUGCAGCAGGUAAUUAUAUUCUUUGAAGCAGCUAUCGGAGCUCGUUUCUUCCAUUUUCCCUUUGAUUAAUUGGGUUGUUCAGUUAUGGCAGCUGGCUUCUGACAGCACUAUAGCUGAUAAUGACAAUUAUAGUCUGAAUCACGUUUUGCAAGAAAUGCUUAACCCGACAUCAUCUAAUCGCUGAAGGGGAAGCAUUGUGUUGCAGCAAACUUCUAUUUAGUUGAGCGAUGACUACGGCCCGUGAGUCCAUGACUAGU
Molecule: messenger RNA, 1668 nt
Organism: Rhodamnia argentea
Lineage: Eukaryota; Viridiplantae; Streptophyta; Magnoliopsida; Myrtales; Myrtaceae
Product: GEM-like protein 2
Exons: 5
Coding region: 171-1046 (291 amino acids)
Source: RefSeq, a predicted model, not a curated record